AUGUCGUCCUCCACAUCCUCGCCACCUUGGGACUACAUUGCCAAGCUAGUCUGCAUUGGCGACUCGGGGUGCGGCAAGUCUUCGUUGACGAUACGGCUGUGCGAGGGCCGCUUCAGCCCCCAGCACGACGUCACCAUUGGCGUUGAAUUCGGGUCGAGGAUCGUGCCCGUCGGUCCUCCACACUCGAAAACACUGGGCACGUCGUCGGCGGCCAACGGUGACGGCGGACUGCCCGACCCGCCCAAGUCGGACGCCCAGCAGAAACAUAUGAAGCUAUCACUGUGGGACACGGCCGGCCAGGAGACAUACAAGAGCGUGACGCGGUCCUACUUCCGUGGCGCCUCGGGCGCCCUGCUCGUAUUUGACAUUACGCGCAAGCAGACCUUUGCCCACGUCACGGACUGGCUCAAUGACCUGCGACAGAUUGCCGAGCCCGACAUUGUCGUCAUCCUCGUCGGCAACAAGGCCGACCUGGCCCAGGGCGAGGAGAACAAGCGCGAGGUAACGGUCGCCGAGGCCGAGGAGUGGGCCAGCAACAAUGGCGUCCUCCAGUACGUCGAGACCUCGGCCAAGAGCGGCGAGGGCGUCGAGCUCGCCUUUAUGAAGGUGGCUGAGCGCAUCUUUGAUAAUAUCAAUGCCGGAAAAUACGAUCUUAAUGACCGGCGGAGCGGCGUAAAGGGUCCCACGCCCGGCAUGGGCGGCAGGAACCAGGUCAAGUUGGGAGAUCAAAAUAAAGGCUCCGGCGGAUGUUGUUAA
Molecule: messenger RNA, 756 nt
Organism: Pestalotiopsis fici W106-1
Lineage: Eukaryota; Fungi; Ascomycota; Sordariomycetes; Amphisphaeriales; Sporocadaceae
Exons: 1
Coding region: 1-756 (251 amino acids)
Biological process (GO): regulation of endocytosis
Cellular component (GO): endosome
Molecular function (GO): GTPase activity; GTP binding
Source: RefSeq, a predicted model, not a curated record